Molecule: messenger RNA, 7188 nt
Organism: Seriola aureovittata
Lineage: Eukaryota; Metazoa; Chordata; Actinopteri; Carangiformes; Carangidae
Gene: col11a1a
Product: collagen, type XI, alpha 1a
Exons: 67
Coding region: 391-5826 (1811 amino acids)
Molecular function (GO): extracellular matrix structural constituent
Source: RefSeq, a predicted model, not a curated record
UCUUGGGGGCGCAUUACAAAACUAAUGGGUGGACCCAAAGGAGAAUUUCCAGCCCCGUGAUUUGCUAAUCGGGGGCUGGUUCCCUUGUCAUUCCCCUGUAAUCGUGGCUCUGGUUUGUGGAGUUUGCCCAGCCCUCCUGUCCGUGGACGCACCAAGUGUACCGACUGCACUCUGUGCCUUUUGGUUAAAGCCCGAUUACCUUCACUGUGAAGGCUGGGCACUGGGAAGGAAGAUCGGGGGCCUCGUUGUGGCUGAGAGAAGAGGCUAAAACUCCUCACAUAUGGCUUUUUUGUAGGACAGUUUCCAUCGUCAUUUGGGAUUGUGGAAGGGACGUCAUAAAAAAUCACCUGAAGUCGCCCAAACGUUUUAUUCACUUGUGGGCGCCCGACCAUGGAGAUGCAAAGGUGGUCCACAAGGUGGAAAACGAAAAGGUGGCUUAUGGAUUCCACUGUAACCGCAUUCAUCACUUUAAUCCUGGUUCUACAGGCUGCUAAUGUCAGAGCAGAAGAACCAGUGGAUGUCCUAAAAGUAUUAGAAUUUCAAAAUUACCCCGAAGGAGUGACGAAAACAUCAGGAUUUUGCACAAACCGAAGAGCAUCAAAGCCGGACUCAGCUUACAGAGUUGCCAAGCAGGUCCAGAUCAGUGCCCCCACCACGCAGUUAUUCCCUGGAGGUGUUUUUCCUGAGGACUUCUCCAUCCUGACCACAGUGCGCCCCAAGUCCGGCCUCCAGUCCUUCUUGCUGUCAAUUUACAACGAGCAGGGGGUCCAGCAGCUGGGCGUGGAAGUGGGACGCUCACCUGUCUUCCUGUAUGAGGAUCAGACUGGUAAACCAGCCCCAGAGGACUACCCCCUGUUCCCUACUCUCAACCUUGCUGACGGAAAGUGGCACCGUGUGGCUAUCAGUGUGGAGAAGAAGACAGUCACUGUCAUUGUAGACUGUAAGAAGAAGAUCAUCAAGCCUCUCCCCAGGAGUGACCAUGCUUCCAUCGACACCAAUGGCAUUACUGUGUUCGGCACCAGGAUCCUGGAUGAGGAGGUUUUCCAGGGUGACAUCCAACAACUUCUGAUCGUGGCUGAUCCCAAAGCGGCAUAUGACUACUGUGAACAUUACAGCCCAGACUGUGACACUCCCCACGGUGAUUCCCUGCAGGCCCAGGAGCCAGAGGAAGAGUACACUACUGAUGAUUUAGAUUACUCUCAGUUCUAUGAUUACUCUGAGGGAGCAACAGACAUCAUUCCCACCGAUGAGUAUUCUGAACCACAGCUAAACAAUGUAGAAGGAGAUUACAAUACAGACAUUGACUACGGAACUGUAGAUGGUACUCAAACUCAGUCCCCCUUUGCCACGAGUGGACCCUAUGAGGCUGUGGAGGAGGAUGUUGUCGGUGCUAAUGGCUACGAGGCCGCUCCCAUUGCUCCGGAGCCCACCGCUGUCCCAGAAAUGGUGGACAACUUGGACACUGGUGCGGAAGCAUAUGACUUUAAGGAAUAUGACCUAAAGGAGUAUGACUUGGGGGAGGUUGACAACAGGUUGUAUGAUUACGGGGCAUAUGAUGAGUAUGGCACUGCCCCCCCCAAACCCACGGCAGCCUACGAUGAUGAGGUGGGGCCUGGGGUUGCUGCUGAAACCGACGUUUCUGAGAGCACCGUUGCUGGUGCUGGAGGAGCCUUCGGCCAGAAGGGAGAAAAGGGCGAGCCGGCUGUGAUUGAACCUGGCAUGCUGAUUGAAGGACCGCCAGGACCUCCUGGCCCAGCUGGCCUUCCAGGUCCCUCAGGCCUACAAGGACCCCCCGGGCCUUCUGGAGAUCCUGGUGACAGGGGUCCUCCUGGUCGUGCUGGUCUGCCUGGUGCUGAUGGUUUGCCAGGGCCCCCUGGUACUAUGCUGAUGCUGCCAUUCCGUUUUGGUGGGGAUGGUGAGAAGGGUCCAGUGGUGUCGGCACAAGAAGCCCAAGCCCAGGCCAUCCUCUCCCAGGCCAGACUGGCUAUGAGGGGACCCCCCGGGCCGAUGGGUCUGACAGGACGAUCAGGGCCAGUGGGUCUACCCGGUGCUCCUGGACUGAAAGGUGAAAGUGGAGACCCUGGACCUCAGGGUCCCCGUGGCAUCCAGGGGCCUUCAGGACAAUCUGGCAAAGCUGGCAAGAGGGGCCGUGCUGGAGCAGACGGUGCCCGGGGAAUGCCCGGAGAGCCAGGCUCCAAGGGUGACCGAGGCUUUGAUGGACUCCCCGGACUGCCUGGUGAAAAGGGACACAGGGGGGAGAUAGGACCGAUGGGACCCCCAGGUGCCCCUGGAGAGGAUGGACAGAGAGGCGAGGAUGGAGAGAUUGGGCCCAGAGGAUUAGCUGGCGAGAGUGGUCCUAGAGGUUUGCUGGGACCUCGUGGUCCUCCAGGACCCCCUGGAUCUCCUGGCGUUGCUGGAGUUGACGGGCCUCCAGGUCCCAAAGGAAACAUGGGACCACAAGGAGAACCAGGCCCACCUGGGCAGCAAGGAACCCCAGGGACACAGGGUCUUCCUGGUCCUCAAGGCCCCAUUGGACCACCUGGAGAAAAAGGACCUCAGGGCAGGUCGGGGUUGCCUGGAUUACCUGGAGCUGAUGGGCCUCCUGGUCAUCCUGGUAAGGAGGGGCCACCCGGAGAGAAAGGAGGACAAGGUCCACCAGGUCCACAGGGUCCCAUUGGUUAUCCUGGCCCUCGUGGUGUGAAGGGUGCUGAUGGUGUCCGUGGUCUCAAGGGGUCAAAGGGAGAGAAGGGCGAGGACGGUUUCCCAGGUUUCAAGGGAGACAUGGGAAUCAAAGGAGACCGGGGUGAGCUUGGCAUGCUUGGGUCCCGCGGAGAGGACGGUCCUGAGGGUCCUAAAGGCCGAGCUGGACCCAACGGAGAACCAGGUCCCCUUGGUCCAGCUGGGGAAAAGGGUAAACUCGGUGUCCCAGGAUUGCCAGGUUAUCCAGGAAGACAAGGACCAAAGGGCUCUAGUGGUUUCCCUGGGUUCCCAGGAGCCAACGGCGAGAAAGGAGCCAGGGGUGUUGCAGGUAAACCUGGUCCAAGAGGGCAAAGAGGUCCAACGGGUCCUCGUGGUGCUCGAGGAGCCAGAGGUCCAACAGGAAAACCUGGUCCCAAGGGCACAGCAGGCAACGACGGCCCUCCAGGCCCACCUGGUGAGAGAGGACCUCAAGGGCCUCAGGGACCUGUGGGCUUCCCUGGACCAAAGGGCCCCCCUGGACCACCUGGAAAGGAUGGGCUGCCCGGACACCCUGGCCAGCGCGGAGAAACGGGUUUCCAAGGAAAAACCGGCCCACCAGGUCCAGGAGGUGUUGUCGGGCCCCAGGGACCCACUGGAGAGACCGGUCCCGUUGGUGAGAGAGGACACCCCGGACCCCCAGGUCCACCUGGAGAACAGGGUCUUCCAGGUGCUGCUGGCAAGGAGGGAGCGAAGGGAGACCCUGGACCACAGGGAUCCUCCGGUAAAGACGGUCCCCCUGGCCUUCGUGGCUUCCCUGGAGAGAGAGGUUUACCUGGUGCCACGGGCCCAGCAGGUCUGAAGGGAGGAGAGGGGCCCCAAGGUCCACCUGGUCCUGUUGGUUCUCCUGGUGAGAGAGGCCCUGCUGGUCCAGCUGGUCCAAUUGGCCUGUCCGGUAGACCUGGCCCUCAGGGUCCCCCAGGUCCCGCUGGAGAGAAGGGAGCACCUGGUGAGAAAGGACCUCAAGGUCCAGCUGGUCGUGAUGGUGUCCAGGGUCCUGUUGGCCUGCCUGGGCCUGCUGGACCCCAGGGUCCACCCGGAGAGGAUGGUGACAAGGGAGAGGUUGGAGAGCCCGGUCAGAAAGGAAGCAAAGCUGACAAGGGAGAACAGGGUCCUCCCGGCCCAGCUGGUCUCCAAGGUCCCAUAGGUGCCCCAGGUCCUGCUGGAGCUGAUGGAGAGCCUGGUCCCAGAGGUCAGCAGGGUAUGUUUGGACAGAAGGGAGAUGAAGGUUCCAGAGGUUUCCCUGGACCCCCUGGUCCCAUUGGCCUGCAGGGGCUUCCCGGACCUCCUGGUGAGAAAGGAGAGAACGGUGAUGUUGGCCCUAUGGGCCCUCCUGGUCCCCCUGGUCCCAGAGGUCCUCAGGGUCCUAGUGGAGCUGAUGGUCCACAAGGUCCUCCGGGCGGCGUGGGCCCCAUGGGAUCUGUGGGUGAGAAGGGUGAACAAGGUGAGGCCGGAAACCCAGGACCCCCUGGAGAGCCUGGAACUGGGGGACCCAAAGGUGAGAGAGGAGAGAAAGGAGAGGCUGGCCCCCCAGGAGCUGCUGGACCCGCUGGUGCCAAAGGACCCCCUGGAGAUGACGGUCCAAAGGGCAAUCCUGGUCCUGUCGGAUUCCCUGGAGACCCUGGACCUCCUGGAGAGCCAGGUGUUGCUGGCACUGAUGGGGAAGCAGGAGAGAAGGGAGAGGAUGGGGAGGCCGGUCAGCCUGGACCUCCAGGUCCAUCAGGAGAAGCUGGCCCACCUGGACCACCUGGCAAGAGAGGACCUCCGGGGGCUGCAGGUGCAGAGGGCAGGCAAGGAGAGAAGGGCGCUAAGGGUGAGGCUGGUUCAGAGGGUCCAGCAGGUAAAACAGGACCGGUUGGGCCCCAGGGACCUUCAGGAAAACCCGGUCCAGAAGGUCUACGUGGAAUCCCCGGCCCCGUUGGUGAACAAGGACUGCCAGGCUCCCCAGGACAAGACGGUCCACCUGGUCCUAUGGGUCCUCCUGGUCUUCCUGGUCUGAAAGGUGACCCUGGAUCUAAGGGUGAAAAGGGUCACCCAGGUUUGAUCGGUCUGAUUGGACCCCCUGGUGAGCAAGGAGAGAAGGGAGACCGAGGUUUGCCUGGACCCCAGGGUUCUCCUGGUGGCAAGGGCGAUGGUGGUAUCAGCGGAUCUGCCGGUCCUCUCGGUCCCCCAGGUCCCCCCGGUCUGCCUGGUCCUCAAGGUCCCAAGGGAUCCAAGGGUUCAAGUGGUCCUGCUGGUGCCAAAGGAGACACUGGUUCAGUUGGUCCUCCUGGUCCUCCUGGCCCACCAGGUGAGGUGAUUCAGCCCCUGCCCAUCCAGUCACCCAAGAAAACCAAACGCUCUGCUGACAUGCAGUCAGAUGCGACCGGUACCAUCAUGGACUAUGGCGAGGGCAUGGAGGACAUCUUCGGCUCACUCAACAACCUCAAACAGGACAUCGAACGCAUGAAGUAUCCCAUGGGCACACAGAACAACCCGGCCAGAACGUGCAAAGAUCUGCAGCUGUGCCACCCAGAGUUCCCUGAUGGCGAAUACUGGAUUGAUCCAAACCAAGGUUGCUCGGGGGAUUCCUUCAAAGUCUACUGUAACUUCACCGCCGGGGGUGAAACCUGCAUCUAUCCAGAUAAGAAGUCCAACGGAGUCAGAAUAUCUUCAUGGCCCAAAGAAGUUCCUGGGUCAUGGUUCAGUGAAUUUAAACGUGGUAAAAUACUUUCCUAUGUUGACGCAGAUGGAAACUCAAUAAACAUGGUACAGAUGACCUUCCUCAGACUACUGACAGCCUCGGCCAGGCAAAACUUCACCUACAGCUGCCACCAGUCUGUGGCGUGGCACGAUGCCGCCAGCGACAGCUACGACAAGGCGCUGCGCUUCCUGGGCGCCAAUGAUGAGGAGAUGUCCUAUGACAAUAACCCUUACAUCAAGGCCCUCUCAGACGGAUGCGCGACGAGGAAGGGCUAUGGAAAGACUGUGAUGGAGAUUAAUACUCCCAAAAUCGAUCAGGUUCCAAUCAUCGAUGUCAUGUUGACUGACUUUGGGGACCCUAACCAGAAGUUUGGGUUUGAAGUUGGGCCCGUCUGCUUCCUUGGCUAAAUAAAAACGAAAAAAAGAAACAAAAAAAGGACUUGAUGGGGCCAGCAAAGAAAGUCAAGUUGAGACGUUUUGGGUACCACCAAACCCCAUUUCUAGCCCCCCACCCUUUUCUAUGCCACAUGCAAGUUUUGAAUAAGAGAUGGUGUAGCAAACAUGUCUUUCCAUGUAUGUACGUGUAACCCAGGAAAAUACUUGUUGCCCUUGUAGGGCUCGAACCACAUGACUUAACCACGUUACGGAGCAAAGGUGAAGGACAUUUGAACGCGUGGCAGAGGAGGGUGAAUCGGAGGUAACCAAGAGGGGGGGGUCAGGCGACAUAAGGGGACACAGACCCCCUCUCUGGAUUCUCCAGGUGCUGUAUGAAAACGACUACAAUGGUGCUUGUUCAAAACACACAAAAGUAUAAAGAGGUGCUAAGAAAGAAGGUGUAUUUUGAUAAUUAUAAAAAAAAACUGUAAUUAUUAUUUUGUACAAUACUGUUAUUUCUGAAUCCACUUUCAAAACUUGCAUGUGUAUCAGAUUCUGCUUCUGGCUCUUUAAUUUCAGUGUUGGUUCAAAGAUAUACAGUGUAAGUUGAAGACAUCAUUCAAUCAAAUAAAUUUAUAAUUCUGGUAUUUUUUGUUCAACACAUAUUGUGUAACUGUCACGAAGCAAAUAAAGUGAGCAUUCAAACAAUUCUCCAUUGCUAAAUUAGACUGUAUGCCCUUUGUAUAUAUUGACAGUCCAAAGCUUGAGGUUAUUUGCUGUUUUGCCCUUGUGACCAUAGGUGAAACAACUGGAAGUAUCACACCAGCACGUAUGCGGCAACAUCUCCCACUAAUGUUGUGAUCCUGUGCUAGUAGGAAGCAAAUCAUGGCAUUCAUUUUCCUUUAUUUAAUUCUAUUUGUUGUUUUUUUCUGUUUUGUUUUCUGACAGGCUUUUUAUUUUGGUUGUAUACCUCAAACUUUCUUGAUAACCUUUAAGAUGCAAGGAUGUUAUGCCCUGUAUAUACCUUGGUUAAGCAAUUAAGUUUAUAUAUUUUGGGUGGGGAUUUUUUAAAGAGAGAAAUACAUUAACUGUUAGACAUCCACUGUUCAAAUCCUUCUGUGAAUGCAAUGAGAAGCCCUUUAGGUGACCCAUUUUUGUAACUAAAAUGAGAAAAUGUUUUAAUGUGCUUUUUAUAGUUCAUUUAAAUAUUAAAAACUGGAUUCAGUGAACUUAAUGUCUCAAUGGUCUGUGUAAGAUGACUUUGGAGUAGAUCUACCUACUGUACAUGUCAAAUGCUUAAAUCAAAGAUAUGUUAAUUCGACUAAGACUCUGGGCUGGUGCAAUUCCAUCUCUCUUGAAACCAAUAAAGUACCAUCUUACAAUAAUUUCCUUUCA